Messenger RNA from Tachysurus fulvidraco (yellow catfish), 8800 nucleotides. RefSeq names its product sodium channel, voltage-gated, type IV, alpha, b (gene scn4ab). The transcript is spliced from 28 exons. The coding region runs from base 369 to 5660 and encodes 1763 amino acids. Lineage: Eukaryota; Metazoa; Chordata; Actinopteri; Siluriformes; Bagridae. Gene Ontology annotation, molecular function: voltage-gated sodium channel activity. The record is from RefSeq and is a predicted model, not a curated record. Gene Ontology annotation, biological process: sodium ion transmembrane transport; neuronal action potential; membrane depolarization during action potential. Gene Ontology annotation, cellular component: axon; plasma membrane; voltage-gated sodium channel complex.
GCGCAUGCAAGAUGGUUGGUGAUGGUACCUGAAGUAAACUCUCAGGUUUCGCACUCGUGUGUGUGUGUGUGUGGAGAGAAGACGCUCGCGCACUCGGUGUAGCUCAGCGCGAGUGUGUUGCAGCAGAGACUGAAGAAGCUUGGGCCUAAACACCGCUGUUUAACGGACACUACGGGUUUAACCGACAAGUAGUAUCUUUGUGAGCAGUGCGUUACUGCAGGAAAGACGAGUGUGAUGUGAGUGAGGAAGACAGAACACCGGAGAGAAGGGAAGGAGACGGGGAGGAAAAUAACAGCAGCACUGAGUCAGACAGGGCGUUACUGAGAGACCCCGAGCUGGUUUCAUCUCUCGUCCAGCAGAAUGUGAAGAUGGCGUGUUUGCUCCCCCACGCAGGCACCAGUGUGUUACGCCGCUUCACUCCAGAGUCACUGGCUGAGUGCGAGAGACUUAAAGCAGAGGAAGAUGCAGAAAUUGCGAACAGGAAAGCCCAGGGCAUCGAGAUCCCUGAGGAGGAAUUGCCCAAACCUGCCAAAGACCUGGAAGUUGGAAAACCCUUACCGUUUAUUUAUGGAGAUCCUCCACCUGAGCUCCUGAACAUCCCUCUGGAAGAACUCGAUCCCUACUACAAAUCCAAGAAAACUUUCAUCGUGAUCAGCAAAGGGAAUACAAUCAACAGGUUCAAUGUUGAGUCAGCAUGUUACCUCCUCAGCCCCUUUAACCCCAUCCGCAGAUUCUCCAUCCGAGUCCUCAUUCACUCAUUGUUCAGCAUGUUCAUCAUGGUAACCAUCCUGUCCAACUGCGUGUUCAUGACCAUGAGCGACCCGCCUGAGUGGAGCAAAACUAUGGAGUACGUGUUCACAGGGAUCUACACCUUCGAGGCUCUGAUUAAAGUCUUAUCCAGAGGGUUCUGUAUCGGAGACUUCACAUUCCUUCGAGAUCCGUGGAACUGGCUGGAUUUCAUGGUCAUCAGCAUGGCGUACAUCACUGAGUUUGUGGACUUGGGAAACGUCUCCGCUCUGAGGACCUUCCGUGUGCUUCGAGCCCUGAAAACAAUCACUGUAAUUCCUGGUUUGAAAACCAUUGUUGGUGCACUGAUUCAGUCUGUGAAGAAGCUGGCAGACGUCAUGAUCCUGACAAUCUUCUGUCUGGCCGUUUUCGCCCUCAUUGGCCUGCAGCUGUUCAUGGGAAUUCUGCGCAACAAGUGCGUCCUGUGGCCUCCUCCAAGCUUCAUCAACAACACAGACACAAACAGCACUUUCGACUUCGAACAAUUCAUCAACGAUCCUGAGUAUUUCUACUUCCUGCCUGGUAGCCUGGACCCACUUCUUUGUGGAAACAGUUCAGACUCUGGAGUAUGUCCCGAAGGCUACUUGUGUAUGAAAGCAGGAAGGAAUCCAAAUUACGGUUACACCAGCUACGACAACUUCGGCUGGGCCUUCCUCGCCCUCUUCCGCCUCAUGACACAAGACUACUGGGAAAAUUUGUUCCAGCUGACGCUCCGGGCAGCAGGGAAGACCUACAUGAUCUUCUUCGUGGUCAUCAUCUUCUUAGGCUCCUUUUAUCUGAUCAAUCUGAUUUUGGCUGUGGUGGCGAUGGCGUACGCGGAGCAGAACGAAGCCACUAGAGCUGAAGCUAAAGAGAAAGAAGAGGAGUAUGCCAUGAUCAUGGAGCAGCUCAAAAUGCAAUCCGAGCAAAAAAAAGCCAUGGUGAAAGAAAGCAUGACUUCGCUCUCGAGCAAUAAGAAAGAAGAAUAUGAUGAAAAUCAUGAAGAGUCUAUCGAGGUGAAAAAAUCAAAUGGAUCCAAAGGAAGCAUGGAUUUAAUAGAAAUACCUGGCCAGCAAGACAGGAAAGCCAGUGUUAUAAGCGCUGCAAGCCAAACACUAGAAGAAUUGGAAGAGCUGGAAAGGCCAUGCCCACCUUGCUGGUACAAGUUUGCAGACAUUUUUCUAAAGUGGAAUUGCUGUGUACCGUGGAUCAAAUUCAAAAAUUGGGUGCACUUCAUUGUGAUGGAUCCCUUUGUGGACUUGGGCAUCACUAUCUGCAUCGUAUUGAACACAGUCUUCAUGGCCAUGGAGCAUUAUCCAAUGACUCCUGACUUCGAACAUGUCUUAUCUGUUGGGAAUUUGGUGUUCACAGGCAUCUUCACUGCGGAGAUGGUAUUCAAACUCAUAGCGCUGGACCCAUACUACUACUUCCAGGUUGGCUGGAAUAUAUUUGACAGCAUCAUCGUGACCAUGAGUCUUGUUGAACUCGGACUGGCUAACGUACAAGGGCUCUCUGUGCUCCGGUCCUUCCGACUUAAUGAAGAAUUUGACCUACAAUCGGCGGACGUUUUAGUCGGACAUGACCGAUUGGAGCACGAGAAACCUAUUGGAGGACUUCACACCUUUGUUUUGAUGCGUGUCUUCAAGUUGGCAAAGUCAUGGCCCACACUAAACAUGCUGAUUAAGAUUAUUGGUAACUCUGUGGGUGCCCUGGGGAACCUGACGCUCGUCCUGGGUAUCAUCGUCUUCAUCUUUGCUGUGGUGGGCAUGCAGCUGUUUGGGAAGAGCUACAAGGACUGCGUUUGUAAAAUCGCUGAAGACUGUGAGCUGCCACGGUGGCACAUGACAGACUUCUUCCAUUCAUUCCUUAUUGUGUUUCGGAUCCUGUGUGGCGAGUGGAUUGAAACCAUGUGGGACUGCAUGGAGGUGGCAGGCCAGCCAUUGUGCAUUACCGUCUUCAUGAUGGUCAUGGUGAUUGGAAACCUAGUGGUCCUGAAUCUUUUCCUGGCGUUGCUGCUUAGCUCCUUCAGUGGAGAUAAUUUGUCAUCAUCAGACGACGACGGUGAGAUGAACAACCUCCAGAUUGCCAUAUCAAGAAUCACCAGGGGCAUCGACUGGUUCAAGGCCUUCAUCAUCACACACGUAAGGCGUUUGUUGGGGCUGAAACCGAAGGAAGAGGAUAAGAAAGGAAAUGAUUUGGUCCUAAACCACAUGGACACUGGUGAGUCAGGGGAUGAGACCAAGGAGGAGCUGAAACUGGAGCUUGAUGGUGCUCUUAGAAUGGCUGUUGUUCCGAUUGCAAAGGGAGAGUCUGAUGUUGAAAGCCCAUAUGAAGAUGAUAGCACUUUUGAAGAUGAAGAAAAGGUCGAUGAAAAAAAGCAACAUAAAGAUGCAGAUGACUCGUCCAGCUGCAGCACUGUGGACAAACCUCCAGAGGUGAAAGAAGCGGAUUCAGAGGAUGAACCAGAUCCCAUUACUCCAGCCGAUUGCUUCACAGACAACUGCAUUAGACGAUGCCCAUGCCUGGAUUUGGACAUCACCAAGGGCAGAGGAAAGAUAUGGUGGAACAUCCGUAAGACCUGUUAUGCCAUUGUGGAGCACAACUACUUUGAGACCUUCAUCAUCUUCAUGAUUCUCCUCAGCAGUGGUGCCUUGGCAUUUGAAGAUAUUUACAUCGAGCAGCGACGAGUGAUUAAAAUCAUUCUCGAAUACGCAGAUCAGGUCUUCACCUACAUAUUUGUCAUCGAGAUGCUUCUGAAAUGGGCUGCAUACGGUUUCAAGAUCUAUUUCACCAACGCUUGGUGCUGGUUGGACUUCCUCAUUGUUGACGUCUCCCUGAUCAGUUUGACAGCUAACAUUCUGGGUUACUCUGAGCUCGGACCCAUCAAAUCCCUGAGGACAUUGAGAGCUCUGAGGCCACUUCGCGCCUUGUCCAGAUUUGAGGGAAUGAGGGUGGUUGUGAACGCCCUGGUUGGAGCAAUUCCCUCCAUAUUUAACGUGAUGCUGGUGUGUUUGAUCUUCUGGCUGAUCUUCAGCAUAAUGGGUGUGAACCUGUUUGCUGGAAAAUUCCACUAUUGCUUUAACACCACCUCUGAAGAGUAUUUCACACUUGACGUGGUGAACAACAAAAGCGAUUGCUUGGAGCUGAUGCUUAGUUCUGACGAUGUGAGAUGGAUGAACACCAAGGUCAACUUCGAUAACGUGGGCAUGGGUUACCUCUCCCUGCUUCAAGUGGCAACAUUUAAAGGUUGGAUGGACAUCAUGUACGCUGCAGUGGAUUCUCGGGCGGUGGACGAUCAGCCAGAUUAUGAGUCUAACCUCUACAUGUACCUGUACUUUGUGAUUUUCAUCAUCUUUGGCUCCUUUUUUACCCUCAAUUUAUUCAUCGGUGUCAUCAUUGAUAACUUCAACCAACAGAAAUCAAAGUUAGGAGGACAAGACCUCUUCAUGACAGAGGAGCAGAAGAAAUAUUAUAACGCCAUGAGGAAACUUGGCUCAAAGAAGCCACAGAAACCCAUCCCACGCCCUCAAAACUGUUUGCAAGGCUUCAUCUUCGACAUUGUCACUAAACAGUUCUUCGACAUCCUGAUCAUGGGCCUGAUCUGUCUGAACAUGGUCACCAUGAUGGUGGAGACGGACGACCAGAGCGCCGAGGUUGAAGAGAUCCUGUACAUGAUCAACUUUGUCUUUAUCGUUGUCUUCACUGGAGAGUGCGUGCUCAAGCUCAUUGCACUACGGCAGUAUUUCUUUCACGUCGGCUGGAAUAUUUUCGAUUUUAUCGUAGUCAUACUUUCAAUUGUGGGCUUAGUCCUAGCUGAUAUCAUCGAGAAGUAUUUUGUGUCACCUACGCUUUUCCGUGUAAUCCGACUUGCCAGAAUCGGCCGCGUUCUGCGACUGAUCCGGGGUGCUAAAGGUAUCCGAACACUGCUGUUUGCUCUGAUGAUGUCGCUCCCUGCUCUCUUCAACAUCGGCCUCCUCCUCUUUUUGAUCAUGUUCAUCUUCUCCAUCUUUGGCAUGUCCAACUUUGCAUAUGUGAAAAAAGAUGCCGGCAUUGACGACAUGUUCAAUUUUGAGACCUUUGGGAACAGUAUCAUAUGUCUGUUCAUGAUCACGACGUCCGCUGGCUGGGAUGGACUCCUGUCCCCGAUCCUAGACAGCAAACCUCCCGACUGUGACCCGGACAUUGAGAAUCCUGGCACGGACGUGAAGGGAAACUGUGGGAACGCCGGAGUGGGAAUAGUCUUCUUUUGCAGCUACAUCGUGAUGUCGUUCCUGGUGGUGGUGAACAUGUACAUUGCCAUCAUUCUGGAGAACUUCAACGUAGCAACGGAGGAGAGCAGCGAGCCUUUAUGUGAGGAAGACUUCGAGAUGUUCUACGAGACCUGGGAGAAGUUCGAUCCGGACGCUUCGCAGUUCAUCGAAUACAGCGUGCUGUCCGAUUUCUGCGACACACUGAAAGAUCCACUGAAGAUCCCCAAGCCCAACACGGUCAAGCUGAUUGCUAUGGACCUGCCGAUGGUCCCUGGGGACAGGAUCCACUGUCUGGACAUCCUGCUGGCUCUCACUGCCGAGGUACUGGGUGAAUCCGGGGAAAUGGACAUGCUCAAGUCGAGUAUGGAGGAGAAAUUCAUGGCAAAUAACCCGUCUAAAGUGUCAUACGAGCCCAUAUCCAGCACUCUCCGAAGGAAGCAGGAGGAAGUGGCCGCUAUCGUCAUCCAGAGAGCCUUCCGCAAAUACAAACUCAAGCAUCCCCGCAAACUGGGAGCCCAUAGCUUUAGACAAAAGAUUGACAAGCCUCCGAGUGUAGCUCUGCAGAACGAGGUGGUCUUACACUCCGCCCCUUUCACUAUCCCUGAUACGGACUAUGUCGACAACUUGAAGGAGUCCAUCGUGUAGCAAGAUCUUACUGCUUUUUCUGGAUACAACUUCAUCAAUGUGACAUUGUUGUCACUUCCACUGCUUGUUCGACUCUUCCAAAGUUUUCACGUCCCGGAUACGAAGGACAUGUGAGCGUGACAUGUUUUAUACAGUAGGUCACUAUAAAGAAGUAAAGAACUAAAAUCUGUGAAGAAGCCAGUGGCGUAAAAUCUUUAAAAAAAAAUUAGCAUUAAAGAUGUUAGUCAGGCUCUAAGCACAGUUUCCUAAUCCUGGAAAAAAAAUAGAACAAAGUACAAAUGUAGCAUGGGACUUUUAGAUACUUUUGAUACAAGACCGAAGAAAUUGUUAGCUUACAGUACAUGGUGCAGCUUGAGGUCUUUUUCUUGUCAAAAUUCAAUAUAAAACAAUGAAAAAAUGCUGUAUCGAUUUCUCCAUCAUCGAUAACCCAAGUCUGACAUCAGAUAAGUCCAAUGUACUCAAAUGUUGAAGCCAUUUGUCUGAAUAUAAUGCAAAGCACUUCGAUCCUCUCUUAUUUUAGUGUGAUCAGUUUGUUUUCAGGAGCCAUGCGUUCAAAUACUGUCAUCAACCUCAUCUACUCAAAUCCUCAUACCACACGAUGACCGCCUACAGCACGAGGGAACAGGCAAGGAAACAAAGCUUCAGCCUGAACUAUAACAACAUACAUUUGGACGUAGCUUAGUAAUACGUUAUUUAACAGAAUAAAGUCAGACAGUUAUCAUGUGCAGUAUAAAUGGCAGACUUAGCCUUUCUUUGUGAGGGACAUAUUACAUGAUUCUUUUUCCUGUUUCCAUUUAAAAGAAAGAUAUUCCUCCAUUUUCUGUACUGAAUUUUUUCCCAAACACAAUUUUCUGGCUAGUCUAUGACGAGUUUCUGGUUAAACAAGAGUUUCUAUAACAAGUUUAAAUCUAGUUUCUGGUUGGUUUCUGGCUAUUUUCUUACUAGUUUACGGAUAGUUUGUUUGAACACAGCAAAGACAAUUCAAGCUUUUAAGAAGGUACAGUAUCCACAUAUUACGCAAUACUUAAAAUCAGAGCUUGAAAUGAAAAAGAGUUUUAAAAACUAGGAUGGUAUUGUUCCUGACCCUCAUGAUGACUUGAUCACUCGUGUCUCGUUUUACAUGCUUGAGCAAAGCAGAAGUAAUAAGUAAUAAGAUGUGGAGGAAGUUGUGCUGAAAACAGUAUUUGAACGCAGCUCUUAUUUGGACAUGCUAGCACCCUAGCAAUUUCAUACAACAAAGCUAGAGUUUGGAUGAUUUCGACUUUACUUUCUUGGCUGGAGGAGUGAAAGCCUUUGCAGCAUUAGGUUUAAACAAUAGUUUAUCUAUCAAUAUCUUAUCAAUGCAGCUGCAUAUUAUUAAUAUACUAAUUUUAUUGUACAGUGGUACCCCGCUUGUCGACCUUAAUCGGUUCCUUUAAACCGGUCGAAAUGCGGGCAGGUCGAAGAGCGAAUGUAAUUAUCCCAUAAGAAAUAAUGGAUAACCAAUUAAUCCGUUCCCGACCUCCACCGAUACCCCGUUUUUAACAGUAUUAAUACUAAAUAAUACAUAAAAUAAUACCGGUACAUAAAUAAUAUUGUAUAUAAUACAGUAAAAAGUAUUAAUUAAAAACUAACAAAAAAAAUGAUUGUACUGUGCUGUACUUACUCUUUAAGUCGCAGUGAUGGCUUGAUGGAGUGGGUGGGAGGAGGCUGAGUGGUGGUGUUAGUUGGAGGAGGAUGAGCCCUCACUGCUAAAUUACACUAAUAUUUUUCACAAACCGAUGUUUAAUUUAGGAUAGAUGCUCUCUCCAUGAAGGCUGAGGCGAGACUGGGAAGAUCCUUCCCCUCGUGCUACGUGGGUCAAGGUCGCUAAGCAGGGAUUUGGUCGAAAAACUGUUCACUAAGCGAAAAGGUCGAUGUCCAAGCGGGGUACCGCUGUACGAGUCCAGACAGAUACACUUACGGUCUUAAAUGCUUUUUAACAUCAAAUGUAAAAUUUGUACUAAUUUGCACGAGCCAGCUUGAAUGAAAAGUUAGUGACCCUAGUUACAAUGUGAAUGCCGUAUUAAAUUUGUUGGAAAAAACAACAACUAAGAAGCAAUGAAGCUAAGAAGCUAGCUUUUCAUUUCAGAAUGGAUUUUUAUUAUGUAUUAUUGUAACAUUUGCUUUACAGACUUUGUGCUUUAGAUUUACUGUUUAAUUACAGAUUAAUCACUGUUAUCCCUACAGACCAAACAAAAAUACUCACCAAAAGUACAGCAGUGUUAACAACUAUUAUAGAUACAGUACAGGUUUUGGCCAUUUCUAAUUACAUUACAUUUAGCUUAAUCGAAUCAGGUAUUAGAUUAGAUAAUUGGGUUUAUUGUCCCAUUUUUUCAGCUCAUGGUAUAAUAAACAUUUCUUAAUUCACUCGGAGUUGUUCUUCUUUUAGCUUUUUGAUUAAUAUUUACAACUAAAGGAAUUUGGAGUCCUUUUGAUGGGAAGUGUAUAUGUAAAGAUUUACUUUAAAUUUAAUCCUUCAGUCAUGUUGUGUUUACAAUGAUUGCAUUUAAAGUCUCCCAUUUAAAGUAGCUGUAUAGUCCGUCACAAUGAUUCAUUAAUGCUAAUAAAUGCACGUUUAGCAAGAUUAAUAAUAAUAAUAAUAAUAAUAAUAAUAAUAAUAAUAAUAAUAAUAAUACUUAUUAUUAUUAUUAUUAUUAUUAUUAUUAUACAAAUAUAACAUACUCGAUGGUACAUAAAGUUCAUGUUACUGAAAAAAUUUUUUAGAUUCAAUAUAACAGGAUUUUUAUAUGAUUGUUCUGUUAUAAUAUCCUGAAAUGUCUUAUUCUACUUAUUCUGAGGUCAUUUUAACCCAAUGAGAAUUUAUAUUAUUAAUAUUAUAUUAUUUUUAAAAAUAACAAAAAUAAUGUGAAAUUCUUUUAAUUUCUUUUUUAAUUAUUAAUUUUUAACUUUUGUUUUGUACCUUUUUUGAUUUUCUCAAUUAAAAACCACCUGAUAUCUGGUUCACAUGCACUGCUUCUCUGUACCAUCUCCAUCACGCCACUAUUAUUAACCUGACAGAACUGCACCUGCGUCUCUGUCACUGUAUAAUGUAUGUAUAAAAUGUUUUUUUUUUUUUGAGGAUAACAAUUAAUAAACUGGAAAAUCUUUCUUUAUAUGCA